UCUGUCACCAGUAGAUUGCUUUCCCAGACCAUUUACGUCAACAAAGCUAAACAAACCUACGUACGUAGCAAUGAAGAGAACGAGAGAUCAGAGCUUCGACAUGGCAAAUUGUCUAAUGUUUCUGUCUCACAGCCUACAGACCGAGCCGAAAAAGAGUUCGCCGGUUUCUUCUGUCUUUGAGUGCAAGACAUGUAAUCGGCAAUUCUCGUCGUUCCAAGCGCUGGGCGGCCACCGAGCCAGCCACAAGAGAACGAGAUUAACGGGGGAAGAACAAGAGCAGAGAGACCGGACCAAACUCCAAGGCUCUGCUGCAGGGAACAAACCGAAGAUGCAUGAGUGCUCGAUCUGUGGCCUGGAGUUUGCAAUGGGGCAAGCUUUGGGCGGGCAUAUGAGGCGGCAUAGAGCGACGAUGAACGAAGGGUUUUCUUCUUCCAUUACAGUUGAAUCGAAAGUGCCAGCUGUGCUGAAAAGGUCCAACAGUAAAAGGGUUAUGUGCUUGGACUUGAACUUGACGCCAUUGGAGAACGAUUUGAAGUUGUUAUUUGGAAAUAAGGCUCCUGCAGUCGAUCUUCGGUUGAUAAUUUGAUACUGCAAUUGUCUUUUAAUUUCAUAUUCUUUUUUUUUGUUGUUGUUGUUCAACAUUGUACGUAGUCGAUCUUUGUAAUUUUUUUUUUGUUUUUUUUAAUCUCAUAUUCAUUCAUUUAUUUUUAAUACAAUAUCAUUCAAUUCUUUUCCAAGAUUA
This is a messenger RNA of Alnus glutinosa, 742 nucleotides long. RefSeq names its product zinc finger protein ZAT11-like. The record is from RefSeq and is a predicted model, not a curated record. The coding region runs from base 71 to 586 and encodes 171 amino acids. Lineage: Eukaryota; Viridiplantae; Streptophyta; Magnoliopsida; Fagales; Betulaceae. Gene Ontology annotation, biological process: response to chitin; response to stress. The transcript has a single exon.